This is a messenger RNA of Lizanozyma spartinae, 2787 nucleotides long. RefSeq names its product tetratricopeptide repeat-containing protein. The record is from RefSeq and is a predicted model, not a curated record. The transcript has a single exon. NCBI's taxonomy places the organism in Eukaryota, Fungi, Ascomycota, Pichiomycetes, Serinales, Debaryomycetaceae. The coding region runs from base 1 to 2787 and encodes 928 amino acids. Gene Ontology annotation, molecular function: protein binding.
AUGAGCCUCGAGAAAACACUAGCUCGGCUUCUCCUUCUGGUUCCUUACUCGUCUGGUGACGAGGACCAUGCCUCAGUGAAGGACGCUGUUCGAUUGAUUCUUGAAGGUCGUUCCAGGGAAUUGGUGGCGGAUCAACAUAUCCAAUCGGUUUUGUUUGGCACUCCAGAGAUAAAAGCCAUUGCUUCCAGCGGGGCUCUGUUUGUUGAUGUGUUACGGAGAUACACGAAUCAUUUGGUGCGUGUUAUGCAACCAGAAUUAUUCCAUAUGGUUCAAGUUGCCUUGCUUCAGUUGUUUAUACAAGGUAACUUUACAGGUCCCUCAUUGCAAGAGUCAACAGGAAGUGACCUUGGCGGAGGGAUUUUCGGAGGAACUGUUGGUCAGGAGAUGAUCCAUAGCGAGUCUCUUAAGCUUCUUUCUAUUGAAGGUCAACAACCUUAUGAUCUCAUGGUUGACCCCUUGUUACUUGUGGUUUCUCUUCUCAUGUCCGAGAGCUUUCUCGGCUUAUCUCCGGAAUACUCUUUGGUCGGAAAAGAUAUGAAUAUUCUGGUGGAGCAAACCAUUGCCCGUGUUUCCUCUUUGGACACUAGUAGCACUGCAUUGAGGGCCUCGGUUACUUGGUUUUGGGUUAGAGCGUUGCAAGUUCAUUUGGUGGUUGUUACUGAACCUCCAAGUGUAUUGACAUCGGUAUCAUCUCAAUUGUUAACUCCGGCAUUGGUAAAUGCUAUUGCUACCAACGAGCCGGAAUUGCAACGGAAUUUACAGUUGAUUUAUUUUUUGGAGAAAGCCAGAAUUCAUAUCCAUGGGCUUACAGAACAUCUUGCUACAUCAUUCCUUAUUGAGGCCAAACGAAUCUCUGAGUUGCAGUUGGUUCUUUCAGGUGCCAAAGCAAAACGGACCAAGUUUCAAAAGUUUCACACGUCAGCAUUGAUUAUUUUGGCCAAAUCAAAGGAAUCUUCAUUGUACCAAACUGGUGCUGGAAAUGGUGAUGAAAAUCCAGAGAAUUUUGAACUCAACUCCGAUCUUUUAUUGGAAAGACCUCAAUUCGAGUCACUUGAUGAUUUGGAGAUCUCUGAUGAAAGAAAUCCCAAAAGAGUAAAGUUUAGUGACGUUAGUUCGUUUCGUACUGACGAAGUUGAAGAACCUUUAUUGCCAAUUGCUAUUAAGACAGACGAUAUUCCUUCUGGUUUAAGACAAUUGGAUCCUAAUGAUCAACCUCCUCUUAAUGAUUUGGAUAACGUCCAAUUAUUGUUACGGUUAACGACUAUAAAACAAACCACUCCAGCAUCUGACCCACUCAUCGCAGAAGAACUCAUGGCUUUAGUGUCUAGAGUGCUUUCCGUCUCGGGUUCUAAAGUCAAUUGGACUAUAUUUUCCAGAGCCUUAUGGGAAAGAUCAGUUUUGGAAACUGGUAAGGCUAAGACUAUUGAAAGGGGGAUUUUACAAAUGACCUCUUUAGUGGAAGAAAUUGGUAUUAAAAUUAAAUCUAGAAUUAUCCCUCAAGCUGUUGAAUCACCAAGCUCCCAUUCUCCUGAAGCUUCAAGACUUCGGUUCAUUCAUCAGUUGACUUUGUUCCCUCAAUGGGCCAUGGACGCCAAAUUGGCUGACAAGUAUAUGUCUUUAGGAGUGUUGAGAUCAGCUAUUGAAAUCUAUGAAAGAUUAAACAUGAGUUGUGAAGCUGCCUUGUGUUAUGCAGCUGUUGGCCAGGAAAGCGAAGCCGAAAAUGUCAUCUUAAAACGUAUUGAAACCCACCCACAAGAUGCUAGAGCCAUCUCCAUAUUGGGUGAUAUUAGACAAGAUCCUGCUAUGUGGACGAAAGCCUGGGAAAUUGGUAGAUACCCCAAGGCUAAGAGUGCCCUCUCAAGAUACUACUACAACCCACCAAAGGAUAGUCAGUUGGUGAAGAGUAUUCCAGAUGCCAUUAAGCAUAUGAACGACUGUUUAAAGAUCAACCCAUUAAAUUAUGAGAAUUGGUUCUUCUAUGGUUGUUUGGGAUUGGAGUCUGGUCAAUUUGAAUUGUCCGCUGAAGCCUUCACUCGUUGUGUGGGGCUUGAUGAUGAUAAUGCUCAUGCGCUAAGCAAUCUUGCGACUUCGUUCAUUCAACUUGGCCAAAUGAAACAAGCAUAUAAUGCCUUGAAGAAAGCAGUGUCCAUAAGUCAGGAUAAACCUUCAUGGAAGAUUUUGGAGAAUUUUCUUAUAGUUUCUGUUCGUUUGAACGAAUGGAACGACGUCUUAAUGGCCUCAAGAGAGUUGAUAAAUGUCAAGGUGAAGGCUAAUAGAAGCGAAAGUUCAGUAGACAUUCCUGUCAUUGAACAAUUGGUUGAAAUCUUAGUUACCUCUGAAUACCCUACUGGAGAAGAGCAGCAAAGGCUCAGCCAUUUCCAAGCUUCUUGUAUUGAUUUUGUGUGUAAUAUGUUACCUACAGUGAUCAAUUCUUCUGGAAGAUUAUGGAGACUUAUUUCCAGAGUUGAAUUAUGGAGAAAGAAGCCAUGGGCUGCUCUUGAAUGCUAUGAGAAGGCUUAUAGAGCUUUGAGUCAAACCACUAGUUUGGAGACUGAAGAGACUACGUGGAAUGAAGCUGUGGAAGCCUGUGGAGAUCUUGUUGCGGCUUAUGAAUCACUAGGAGAACUUGAAGGUAAGCAUGGAGCAGGGGACAUUGUUUGUAAAGAUUGGAAGUAUAAGGCCAGAACAUCUGUGCGGUCAUUGAUGUCUAAAGGGAAAGAUACCUGGGAAGAUUCACCUGGUUGGGAAAGAUUACAAGAAUUGAAGGAAGAAAUAGCAAACAUGUGA